UUGGAUGGAGUCGUCGCGCUGGCCUGGCAUUGUGAUCAAUGCGCCACGACUCGAUCGAGCAGUGCGAUGAGGUAUUCUUCUAGAAAAUCCCGUUAGAUGCUACAGAGAGAGCGACGAGAUCCAUCAAUGGGCUUGGUAUGGGAGGAUUUGCCCGAUCUCCACUCGGCCCAGGCCGCAUUCCUCGAGCUCUAUCCGGAGUACCAAGCAACCUGCGCUAUCGACAGCCUCAGGAGGACGGAGUAUCCCCACCUGGACGAAGAUCGCCACGCUUGCUUCGACUAUGGCGGGAUUGGGAUCUUUUCCUCGCGCGAGCACCAAAACUUCGCGCUGGCUUAUGCGCCGACAAGCCUCGUCUCUCACGCGCUCUACGAGGACUCCCGCUCGAUCGAAGGGACGAUGCGAGCCAGGAUCUUAGCUCACCUCGGGCUGGACGAGCGGGACUACUCCAUCGUCUUCGCGGCGGAUUCUUGCUCGGCGCUGCGGCUCUUGGUCGAUUCUUUCCACUUUGGCCGGAUUCUCCUCGGCUAUGACUUUAAGAACGAAGGCUUAAGCAGGAUCGAAGAGAGCGCUCGCGCUACCGGUGCCAAGGUUGUGCAUGCCACUCUUUCCAGCACCGGUUUUGGCAUCGAUCGAAGGAGCCUGCAAAGGAAACUUAAGAAGCACAAGCGGGAAUUCAAGGGGCUGUUCGCGUAUCCGAUAGUUUCCAGGGUGACAGGAACCAAGAACUCGGUAGAGUGGAUCAAGGAAGCUCGGGAUAAUGGCUGGUGCGUUCUUCUCGACGUCUCUGGGAUUGGAGCUGCGAGCUCGUCCAUGGACUUAGCAGGAUUAUCUCCAGAUUUUCUCGUUGGCUCCUUCUACAAAGUGUUUGGGAUGGAUCCAACGGGCUUUGGAUGCCUCGUCGUGAAAAAAUCCAUGCUGGGCGAUUGCUCUGGAGGCCGUGCUGCCGGGAUGGUGAAAGUUGUGAAAGCUCAUAGCAGUUUUCUCCAAAUUCCAGAGAGCUUUAAGCAGAAAUCCGAGAGCUACGACGCAGCAGCGAGCUUGAGCUCUAGAAAAGACAAUGGAAUGAAUCCACAGCGGAGGCUGGAAGUUGCCAAGCCAAAGCCGCUCAAAGAAUCCGUCAGUCCGUCGGUAAAGUUGACGAGAUCAUCCGAGUUCCAAGCAACGAGAUACUACUACUCUACGUCGAGAGCUUCCAGCUUCCAUGGCCUCCAUCACGCCGAGAAGCUGGCCGAGCUCGCAAGCAUGAGACAGGACUCGCUACUCGGCUGGCUGAGAGCUUCGCUGCUGCUACUCCGGCAUCCAUCGCCGGGCCGUCCAGGACUCGUUACCUUCCACAGCCCCGAGGACUCCGGCCCGGCUCUAGCCUUCAGCCUCUCGGACAACUCCGGCGAGUUCUUGGAUCCGGAGCUCGUCCAGAGGCUCGCAAAUAGGUCCAACAUCUCUCUGGGGACUGGAGCGAUCCAAGCUCGGCCAGCAGCGAUGGAGGAAAACUCCUACUUUUGCGUGAGAAAGCUGGAGGCCUCGUCCUCAAGCGUCCAGAGCGUUCUCUGUGCGACGCUGGGACUUGUCACAACUUUCGGGGACGUGUUUCAGCUUUGGGAGUUUGUAGCACAGUUUUUGGAUCCGGGGUUUUGCUCGAGGGAGCUACUCCAGUACCAGGGACUCGACCAGGAGACAGUUUUUCUAUAGCUCUGGUAAAUGAAAUUUUUUUCUUCGUUUCCAAAGG
Molecule: messenger RNA, 1726 nt
Organism: Selaginella moellendorffii
Lineage: Eukaryota; Viridiplantae; Streptophyta; Lycopodiopsida; Selaginellales; Selaginellaceae
Product: molybdenum cofactor sulfurase
Exons: 1
Coding region: 97-1689 (530 amino acids)
Source: RefSeq, a predicted model, not a curated record